Eleginops maclovinus (Patagonian blennie) is the source of this 4339-nucleotide messenger RNA. It is a transcript of the gene ret, whose product is annotated as ret proto-oncogene receptor tyrosine kinase. Bases 173 to 3505 code for a protein of 1110 amino acids. The record is from RefSeq and is a predicted model, not a curated record. Gene Ontology annotation, molecular function: transmembrane receptor protein tyrosine kinase activity; calcium ion binding; ATP binding. Lineage: Eukaryota; Metazoa; Chordata; Actinopteri; Perciformes; Eleginopidae. Gene Ontology annotation, cellular component: plasma membrane; signaling receptor complex; axon. The transcript is spliced from 20 exons. Gene Ontology annotation, biological process: protein phosphorylation; cell surface receptor protein tyrosine kinase signaling pathway; multicellular organism development.
AGCAGCCGGUCUGCGGGACACUGAGGACCGCAUCCCCCUGCUCGGAACCGCGCACAGGACACUCUCUGGUUUACGCAACAUCUGCUUUUCUUUUAUCGCUUUAUCCAUCAUUAUUCGUCGCUGAAAGGAACUUUAAUUUUCAUUGAGAAACUUUCACCUAUGGUUCGCGAAGAUGGGGCCAAGUUGUGGUUUCUCUCGGGGAAACAUCGCAGUGGUGCUGCCGCUGCUGCUGCUGGGAGGAGCAACAGGGCUGUACUUCCCUCAGAAUGAGUACAUUGAGACGGUGUACGUGGGCCAGGUGGCUGGGACGCCCAUCCUCCAGGUCCACGCCAUGCUGGACAGCAAAUCUGAGCAGCCGCGCUACUACUUGUGCUGGACGACCCCCAUCAGACGUCCGCCGCACAGGUCCUGGUUCAACCUGGAUGUCAACACUGGAAUACUGUCCCUGAACAAAACCCUGGAAGAGAGCGAUUUCGCCUUGCUACAUCAACACUCGUGGUCUGUAAAUAAGCUGGUCCUGCACGCCAUGGUGUUACCUAAGUUCUCCAAGAAUUCCCAGUGCAUCAGAAACUCCCCACGGAUCACUCUGGACUUUGUCAACGCUACGCUGCCUCAUUGCGCUCAGACUGAUAUGAAGGAGCUAUGCUUCCCGCACAGAGACACAUCCAACCCCCACAUCAUGGAGAACAGGUUCCCCGGGGCCCUGAGACAACUCCGCCGUCUCACCAGACUCCACGUCUGCCCCAACUACACCAUCUCUUACCAUGUGGAAUCAGAUACCCCAGCGCCGUUCGCUGUUGACGAGAACACCACAGAGCUGGUGGUGACGGCUCCUCUGGACCGUGAGGAGAGCGAAUGCUACAGAGUCCUGCUGGUUUGCACAGUCCGGACAGAAACGCUCAUCACCAAGGUGGAAACAUCACUGGACGUGUUUGUCAAUGAUGAGGACGAUAACGCACCUUACGUGAAUGGGACAGACACGGCAGAUAUUGUCAUCAGCUUUAAUCGAACAAAGGGUGGCUCUUUUGGCACGUUGUUUGUCUUUGACAGGGAUUUAACCCCCAUCUACCCGAUAGACCAGACCCACAAUAAAUAUGUAGGGACCUUGCUCAAUAAGGACCCGUGGAUAAAGGAAACAUUUGAAAUUAAAGGCACCUUCAGUGAAAAGAAAGCUGCCCUUGGAGGAAUUCGAGAGACCGUUCACGACUACCAGCUUGUCCUGAAGAGGAACCUGUUUGUGACGGAGAACCGCACCGUGCAGGUGGACUACCUGAUCAAUGACACCACCUACCCCGGGCUUGAGGGAACAGUGUCACUUCACUUCAACGUCACAAUCUUACCUGUCCACAUCCGCUUCAACAACAUCACACAUAUGUUCACAUUGACACGCAGAGCUUCUGUUUAUGCUCAGGUUGGCAGAGUCUGUGUGGAAAACUGCCAGCAGUUCGAUGGCUUCAGGGUCACAUACCGGCUAGAGGUGCCCGAUAAGAACGCGUCUGUGGAGGUGCAGUCCUGCUACACAGCCAUAAGCAUCACCCAGGCCCCGGACGAGAUGUGGGGCCUGCUUUAUGUGAACGACACGGAGGCGCUGCGCAGACCCGAGUGCGAGGACCUGCAGUACAUCGUUGUAGCCCAGGAGGAGCACACACAGCUGGAGGCCAGCACGCAGAUCCACAUCAUACUGGAUGCUGAAGCAAACAAGGCCAGCCAGGAGAGCCAGCAGUUCCUGUCGUGUGCAGAAAACAGACGGCGAGGAGACUGCGAGUCCGUCCGAGGCCUGGGGGCCACAACAGGGAGAUGCCAGUGGAGGCAAGACUCUGAGAAAGGGAUAUCUGAAAAUUACUCCACCUGCUCCCCUGACCUGCGCACAUGUCCGGACAGCUUCUGCGAUGCAGUUGAGAGCAAAGAUCCGUCCAUAUGUCCACAGGACUGUACAAAGGAAACUGUUAUUGGAGGUCAUGAACGAGGCUUGAGGAACGGGAUCCAGGCUGGCCAUGGAACCUGCUACUGCUACUCUGAGCGUUGCUUCUGUGAGAAGGAAGAUGUUGAGGAGGCCAUAUGUGACGACAUGUGCAAGACCAUCAUUGCCACAGCUCUGCUCCUUUCCUUCAUCAUCUCCAUCCUCCUGUCCUCGUACUUUAUCCACCGCUACCACAAGAACUCUCCCAAGCCGCCGAUCGCCUCUGCUGAGAUGACAUUCCGCCGGCCGGCUCAGGCAUACCCCAUCAGCUUCCCGGGUAACAACCUUCGCCGUGGCUCGCAGGACUCCAUCGACACCGAAGGAUUUAAAAUACCUGAGGAUCCUAAGUGGGAGUUUCCUCGUAAGAACCUUGUACUUGGCAAGACUUUAGGAGAAGGAGAGUUUGGGAAAGUUGUCAAGGCGACAGCAUUCAGGCUGAAAGGAAAAGCUGGCUACACCACUGUGGCUGUGAAAAUGCUUAAAGAAAACGCUUCCCAUAGCGAGCUGCGUGACCUGCUGUCAGAAUUCACUUUACUGAAGCAAGUCAACCAUCCACACGUCAUAAAGAUGUUCGGAGCGUGCAGCCAGGACGGUCCUUUGUAUCUAAUCGUGGAGUACGCCAAGUUUGGUUCUUUGCGUAACUUCCUGCGCGAGAGUCGGAAAGUUGGCCCCAGCUACAUGGGCAGAGACACCAACAGAAACUCCAGCUAUCUGGAGAACCCAGACGACAGAGCGCUCACCAUGGGUGAUCUGAUCUCCUUUGCAUGGCAGAUCUCCAGAGGCAUGCAAUACCUGGCAGAAAUGAAGCUUGUUCACAGGGACCUUGCUGCACGAAAUGUCCUGGUAGCUGAAGGAAGAAAGAUGAAGAUCUCAGACUUCGGCCUCUCCAGAGACGUGUAUGAAGAGGACUCGUAUGUAAAAAGGAGCAAGGGCCGUAUACCUGUUAAAUGGAUGGCAAUAGAGUCCUUGUUUGAUCACAUUUAUACAACACAAAGUGACGUCUGGUCCUUUGGUGUGCUGUUGUGGGAGAUAGUGACACUGGGAGGAAAUCCCUACCCAGGUAUCGCUCCUGAACGCCUCUUUAACCUGCUGAAGACCGACUACAGGAUGGAGAGGCCAGAGAACUGCACGGAGGAAAUGUACAACCUCAUGCUUCGAUGCUGGAAACAAGAACCAGAAAAGAGGCAGCAUUUCUCAGACAUCAGCAAAGAACUGGAAAAGAUGAUGGUGAAAAGUCGGGAUUACCUGGACCUGGCGGCGUCCACGCCUGCCGACGCCCUGCUGUACGACGAUGCGCUCUCUGAAGAGGACACUCCACUAGUGGACUGUAAUAACGCCCCUCUCCCUCGAACCCUCCCCUCCACAUGGAUUGAAAACAAGCUCUAUGGCAUGUCAUACCCGAACUGGCCUGAGAAGAGCCCGGUACCGCUCAACAGACAUGAUGCCACUAAUCCAGUCUUUACAAGAUAUGCCAAUGAUAGUGUUUAUGCAAACUGGAUGGCUUUGCCUUCACCCGCUAAAGCUGUGGACAAGCUCGAUAGCUAAAGACAAACCAACACUGUAGAAAGAUGAGUAAUUGGUAGAUGUGUAUAUUUCUAUAAGACUGUACAUAUACAAUCUGAUGCUAAAGUUGGUUCCCUUUUAUUUCUGUUGCACGGGGUAUUCAACGUUUUAAAACUGGGGUCUUUUUUUGCUGCAAAAGCGGCAGGAUCAAUGUAGACCACGCUUCAUCCAGCUCCUCAGUAUGUUAAUUAUUACCUCACGGGUCAUGUUGGCCAUGUUGUAUCACUGCAUGACUAUUGUACCAGAUUGUAUGCCAGUGUCAAUGUCUUUUAAGUGCCUGUGCCGCUUCUACAAUAGCCUCCAAAUAUUAAUGUGCGACUGUGAAGAUCUUGAUCCAGCCCAGGAAUUAAAGGGGACGUCUUUACCAUCACCUGCUGUAGACAGCUGGGAUUGAGUGGACAAAAAGCAAAAUGCUGAACUUGUUCUGAAAAUGUAAAGUUUCUACUUUAGAGGAUUGUGCUCCUCGAAUUGUCAAAGACCCAUUUCGUGUUUCUCCCACAAGAUGAUUCAAAGCUGUUCUUGCCAAAGAGAAGUAACACAGACAUGAUCAGUGAGCAGUUCUUUUGCUUUUGUUCUUGUUAUAUAUAUUUUUUUUACAUGAGAAAUAUCAACUAGUGAGUGUUACUCCAGUGUAAGGACCUGACACUUAAUGUAGAUCGUGACCAUGUCCCAUGCGAGACUACAGUUCACUAUUGGAUCACUGUAAUGGCAAUCUUUGUGGAAAAAGUAUGAUUAUGUAAACUAAUGAGUGUUAUCAUUGUUAUGUUGUUAUUAUUUGAUUAAGUUCCAAUUAAUAAUAAACGUUAAAAAAGUUCA